Eruca vesicaria subsp. sativa (arugula) is the source of this 330-nucleotide messenger RNA. NCBI's taxonomy places the organism in Eukaryota, Viridiplantae, Streptophyta, Magnoliopsida, Brassicales, Brassicaceae. The record is from the annotation of a GenBank genome assembly.
AUGAGUGAACUUUCACUGGCUGAUAGAGCCACAAUUGCAAACAUGUCUCCUGAGUAUGGAGCACCAAUGGGUUUCUUCCCAGUGGAUCAUUUUACACUAGAGUAUCUGAAGUUGACAGGAAGAAGCGAUGAAACUGUGUCAAUGAUAGAAUCAUACUUGCGUGCAAACAAUAUGUUCGUUGACUCCAACGAGCCCCAACAAGAAAGAUCAUACACAACUUAUUUGCAAUUGGAUUUAGGACAUAUUGAACAAUGUAUCUCUGAUCCUAAAAGGUAUCUUUCACAUCUUUUUAAUUCUGCCACAUCUCUCUUACCUUCUUACAGUUUUUGA